AUGAGAAGAAGAUUGAAAUCCCGUCGUACCAGUUCCGAAGAUCCACAUAAGAUCCGACCGGCCCGAAAUCAGGGCUCCGACAACCCAUUGGAUACGAGCAAGAUAAAAAGAGUGAGGUUUGCGGAUCCUGAGAUGGAUAAACUUCCUAACGAUGCACAAGGCGUUUCUUCAAGAAAAUAUGAAGUAACUCAGUCGACAAAAUCUGAUGCCCCUAAAACUUCAGAGUAUGCAUAUUUUAAGAAAGUGAAGAAUAGUGCUGGUUGUGUUAAUUCCUAUGCUACACACAGGGAGGACGAACGGAUGGAAAGUUCUAAAUGUAAUGACCGUAGUGGAGAGACUUCAAAUGCUUCUGCCACAAUGAACGCCAGAAACGAGGCCUUCAGAUUAACGUUCCCUGAAGGACUGCCAAGGCCCACUGAUCAUCACACAUUCCUCUCACCUAGUGUUGGAGAAUGCAAUGAACUUAACCAGUUGAGAGGCAAAGAUAUACCCAACAAUGUUAAACCCAUUGAUCAAAAUUUAUGCUUUUCACCCAUUGAAGGGACGUCAGUGAACUCAGGGAGCCAAUGCACUGAGAAAGGAAUCUUUUAUGCAAAGAGACAGAAGUUACUCCAGUGUGUCGCUGAUGCCUCAUUUUGUGAUAUUGAGAAACUCCAUGCUAAGGGGUUCAAUUUGGUUUCCUCGCUAUUAAGCCGCCUGUUCCCCAAGGGCAAUGAGAAUGAUGAUUCAACGCCUUCCAAAGUUGAUAUGGAUAGUAAUCGUAAAGAUCCUACAUUUUGGGAUUCAGAUGAUCUGGAGAAGGGACUCCAUUUGGCUCAUACCCGACACUGGGAUAAGGAUAUCCCUGAUAUUCAUUCUGGCAGAUUGGGAGAGACUGUUCUCUCAAAAUGGAAUACCUCUGUCUCUGACUUUCCUCCAUGCAAAUAUGAUGUAGAAACUCAUUUGGGAGAUGAAUUAGUGAAUCUUAAUUGUAGUUCAGAGAGUGAUAUGAUUAGAAAUUUAUACACACAACAUGGCUCUUUUUUCUGUUUACCGAUUGAGAGAUAUGGAUAUGCUAGUUCAUGUCAUCUUGAAGAACUUGAUGAACUCUGUUGUCCAAUUGAAUACUCAAGAAGUGAACCGCAUAGGCUUUUGCUGGAAAGGGAGGAAGAUAAGGUUGAUUCAUCCAUUAUCAAUCAAGACAUCUCAAAGAAUUUGUUUCCUGGAUGGGAUUCAUGGAAAAUUGAUCACUCGAAGGGUAUGGAUAAUACAGUUGAUGCAAAAGCACUGUGUCCGUCAUCCUUACGUUCAAAGUAUUAUCUAGACUUCCACUCACUGCCAAAUUAUUAUUCAACCAGACAAGCAACUUCAUGGAAUGUGGAUCACCAGAAUGAUAUGGAUAAUGUCCUUGAUGCCAAACCAUCGUGUUCAAAAUACUCUCUUGACUUCGACUCGCUGCCAGGUUAUUAUUCAAACAGCUUUAGAACUCGGGAUUUUGGACCGUACAUAAAAAAUGAGUGCUCAUUGGAAAAAACAAAACGGUUUCCACUAGCUUUACCAUGUACUCCAAUAUAUAAUGAGGCGGAAGAUUGCGAUACAAAAAAUGCACUUGGAAGUAGCAAUCUUCUCGUCUCUCUUCGAGAUCGAGAUCCCUUUUUGCUUACCAACAACGUUUCAUUCGAUAGGCAUCAACAGGAUUUUGAACUUGUGAUGCCUAGAAGCCUGAAUACUGAUUUCAGGUGGAAGUGCUUACCAACUACAGAUUCCUUUGCAGAGGACCAUCCAUCCAUUUUUCAUCCAUGGAAGUCUCCUCGGAUAGACCACAAUUCAUAUUCUUCUGCACAAAUGAGUGAACAUCCAGGAGAAACUUUCACUCCGUAUCGUGAAGGUGCGUUUAACAUCCAUUCUGGAUCCUCUAAUUUUCAUUUUUCUCUCGACAAAUUAAUGGACUGCCCUUUGCUACUAGAUGGUGUAAGCCAUGAUAUAUCUGAAAUAAGAAAUAUAUUUUGA
Messenger RNA from Fraxinus pennsylvanica, 1989 nucleotides. Lineage: Eukaryota; Viridiplantae; Streptophyta; Magnoliopsida; Lamiales; Oleaceae. The record is from the annotation of a GenBank genome assembly.